Messenger RNA from Balaenoptera musculus (blue whale), 4112 nucleotides. Its product is annotated as zinc finger protein 615-like. The transcript has 8 exons. NCBI's taxonomy places the organism in Eukaryota, Metazoa, Chordata, Mammalia, Artiodactyla, Balaenopteridae. Gene Ontology annotation, biological process: negative regulation of transcription by RNA polymerase II. Gene Ontology annotation, molecular function: DNA-binding transcription repressor activity, RNA polymerase II-specific. The coding region runs from base 8 to 3127 and encodes 1039 amino acids. The record is from RefSeq and is a predicted model, not a curated record.
GAAGAAAAUGAUCCAGGCCCAGGAAACCCUGAUGUUUGACGAUGUGACUGUGGACUUCACGUGGGAGGAGUGGCAGCUCCUGACCCCUCCUCAGAAGGACCUGUACCAAGAGGUGAUGCUGGAGAACUAUAGCAACCUGCUGUCUGUGGGUUAUCAAGCCAGAAAGCCAGACAUACUCUCUAAGUUGGAUCAAGGAGAACCAUGGACGAUGGAAGAUGAAAUCCACUGUGGAACCCAUUCAGGGUAUCAAGCCAGCAAACCAGAUGCUGUCUCCAGGUUGGAACGAGGAGAACAACUGUGGCCAGUAGAAGAUGACAGCCACGGUCGAAUCUGUCCAGAAAUCAGGAAAGUUGAUGACCUUCUGCAGCAUCACUUGCCAAAUCACAGCAUUCAAAAUACUGUGGAACAAUGCUGCGAACAUAAUACAUUUGCAAAUAUUGUUAAUCAGAGCGAAAGUCAUUUCCUGUUAAAGCAAAAUUGUGAUAUGUUUGACUUAACUGAAAAACCUUUAAAUUCAAAUUUAAGUUUUGAAAACCAGAAGAGAAGCUGUAACUUAAAGAACUCUGCUGAGUUUAAUGGAGAUGGGAAAUCCCUUCUCCAUGCUAACCACGAGCAAUCUUUUACUGAAAUUAAAUUUCCUGUAAGUGCAAAACCCAUCAACAAUAACUCCCUGUCCACUAAGCAACAGAGAACUCACAACAUAGAGAAAGCCCAUGUAUGCAGUGAGUGUGGGAAAGCCUUCUUCAAGAUGUCUCAGCUCUUUGAUCAUCAGAAAGUUCAUACUAGAGAAAAACCUCAUGGAUGCAAUCUGUGUGGGAAAGCCUUCUCCAGAAAAUCCAGGCUCACUGAACAUCAGAGAACUCAUACGGGGCUGAAACAUUAUGAGUGCACUGAAUGCGAUAAAACCUUCUUUAAGAAAUCGCAGUUCAAUAAACAUCAGAAAAGUCAUAUGGGAGAGAAACCUUACACAUGUAGUGAAUGUGGGAAAGCAUUCACCACAAAGUGUCUGCUCAUUUAUCAUCAGCGAACUCAUACGGGAGAGAAGCCCCAUGGAUGCAGUCUGUGUGGAAAAGCCUUCUCUACAAAGUUCAGUCUCACUACACACCAGAAGACUCAUACAGGAGAGAAACCUUACAUAUGCAGUGAAUGUGGAAAAGGCUUCAUCGAGAAGAGGCGUCUUAUUGCACACCGUCGAACUCAUACUGGUGAGAAACCCUUUGUAUGCAGUGAAUGUGGGAAAAGUUUCACCUUGAAGAAGAGUCUUAUUCCACAUCAGCGAACUCAUACUGGAGAGAAACCCUAUACAUGCAAUGAUUGUGGAAAAGGCUUCACCUUGAAGAACCCUCUCAUCAGACAUCAGCGAACUCAUACAGGAGAGAAACCCUAUGUAUGUAGUGUAUGCGGAAAAGGCUUCACCAUGAAGGGUGAUCUUGUUGUACAUCAGCGAACUCAUAUUGCAGAGAAACCAUUUAUAUGCAGUGACUGUGGGAAAGGCUUCACUGUGAAGAGCCAACUGAUUGUACAUGAGCGAACUCAUACCGGAGAGAAACCCUACGUGUGCAGUGAAUGCGGAAAAGGCUUUCCAGCCAAGGCCCGGCUGAUUGGACAUCAGCGAACACACACAAGAGAGAAACCUUAUAUAUGCAGUGAUUGUGGAAAAGGCUUCAUUCAGAAGGGCAAUCUCAUUGUACAUCAGCGAACUCACACAGGAGAGAAACCCUAUGUAUGCAACGAAUGUGGCAAAGGUUUAUCCGCGAAAAGGAAGCUCAUCGCACAUCUGCGAACUCAUACUGGAGAGAAACCAUAUAUAUGCAGUGAAUGUGGCAAGGGCUUCACCGUGAAGAGUACCCUUGGUACACAUCAGCAAACUCACACUGGAGAGAAACCGUACAAAUGCAACGAGUGUGGUAAAGCCUUUAAGAAGAAAAGUGAUCUCAUUACCCAUCAGAGAAUUCACACAGGAGAGAAGCCAUAUGAAUGCAGUGAAUGUGGGAAAACCUUCACCACAAAGUCAGGGCUCAGUGUUCACCAAAGAAAACAUACAGGAGAGAGGCCCUAUGGAUGCAGUGAGUGUGGGAAAGCUUUUGCCCACUUGUCAAUCCUUGAUAAACAUAAGAGAAUUCACAGUGGAGAGAAGCCUCAUGUAUGUGGUGAAUGUGGGAAAGCUUUCAUCAAAAAGUCUUGGCUCACUGAUCACCAGAUAAUUCAUACAGGAGAGAAGCCCCAUCGAUGUAACCUGUGUGGGAAAGCAUUCUCUAGAAAGUUCAUGCUCACUGAACAUCAGAGAACGCAUACAGGAGAGAAACCUUAUAAAUGCACUGAAUGCGGCAAAGCCUUCCUCAAGAAAUCACGGCUCAAUAUACAUCAGAAAACCCAUACCGGAGAGAAACCGUAUAUAUGCAGUGACUGUGGGAAAGGCUUCAUCCAGAAGGGAAAUCUCAUUGUACAUCAGCGAAUUCACACAGGUGAGAAACCUUACAUAUGCAAUGAAUGUGGAAAAGGCUUCAUCCAGAAGACUUGCCUCAUUGCACAUCAGAGAUUUCAUACAGGAAAGACUCCUUUUGUGUGCAAUGAAUGUGGAAAAUCCUGUUCCCAGAAGUCAGGUCUCAUUAAACAUCAAAGAAUUCACACAGGAGAGAAACCCUUUGAAUGCAGUGAAUGUGGGAAAGCCUUCACUACAAAGCAAAAGCUCAUUGUGCAUCAAAGAACUCAUACAGGAGAGAGACCCUAUAUCUGCAAUGAGUGUGGGAAAGCUUUUGCCUACAUGUCUUGCCUUGUUAAACAUAAGAGAAUACACACAAGAGAGAAACGUGGAGAUUCAGCCAAGGUGGAAAAUCAUCCCUCAGAGAGUCACAGCUCCUCACAGAUUAGUGAUGCUAUGCAGGAGAAAACCCCUGUAAAUUCAGUGACUAUGCAGGUGCCUUCAGUGGCUCCUCAGACAUCAGUAAACAUAAGUGAACUCCUAGCAAAUAGGAAUGUAGUCAUAGUGGGACAACCUGUGGCCAGAUGUGCACCCGCAGGAGAUAACAGAGGUUUUGCACAGGAGAGAACCUUUAUGAAUGCAUUGAAUGUAGUUGUGCCUUCAGUGGUCAAUUACAUCUUAUUUUAUGUCACAGAAAAUCAGUAGGAAAAAAAACUCAGAGACAUACUAUGUGAAAAAGAUAUAAAUUAUUGAGCAAAAAUUUCUAGCUUAUGUGGUGGCUGAAAAAGUAUAUACUGAGAGAAAUUGUGUAAAUGCUGAGACUGGGAACGCAUGGUGUACUCAUCCAAUUAGAUACAUGCAUUGAUACAGAGGCAUAAUCUGAUGUUAACCCAAACACAUACACAUCAAUUGCUCUGUUGUGUCAGUCGAACGAAUGAAGGAAGCCUGAGUUCAACUAAGUGGAGAAAAUAAGUAGGUGAAGUUUUUAAACAUAUAAUUUGUAUGUGGAAGGUUGCUAUGAACGAAAAACCACAACAGGGCUAAUAUUGGAUUGGUGAGAUACUGGGCGUAUAUAUAUCAAUUCAGUUUCUGGAAGGCCAAGGUGAAGGAUUAAUUGAAAACUGGGAUGUCUAUCUUAAACUCUGAGAAAUUUACAUUAUGCAAAUGGACUUAGUUGAGCCAGUUUGAUUGAGUCUCAGAUUGAGUCAUUUUGUUCAUUUACUGAGUAUUUGUCAAAUACUUCCUUUUUACUGGGUCCUGUUCUAGAAGCUGAGGAUACAGUGGUGACCAAACCAGAAAAAGCCCAUGGUCUCCUGGAGAGAGAUUUGAGGUAACUGGAUUAUCUUUAAGUGGUACCUUUACACACCAGGUAAUCUAGUAAGAGGAUGUAAAUAUGUACACAAGGUGAAAUAGACAUUUUCUUAGUCCCUUCUGGUUACUAUAAGAGAAUACCAUAGCCUGGGUAGCUUAUAAAAACAGAAAUUCAUUUCUCACAGUUCUGGAAGCUACAAAGUCCCAGAUUAAGGUGCCAGCAGAUUCGGUAUCUAACGAGGGUUCCUGGUUCAUAGAAGACAGUCAUCCCACUGUAUCCUCACACAGGGGAAAGGGCAAAGGAGCUGUCUGGGAUGUCUUUUAUAAAGGCACUAAUCCAGUCAUGAGGGCUCCACCCUCUUGAACCAGUCACCUCUCA